AUGGUCAAGCGAGGCACUGGCGAAUACCUGGCCACGGCCGCGCCACCGUCCGCGCCGUCGCCGCCGCCGUCCGGAGCGGCCAAUGGGCCCGCGAGCGUCUCGGCCGUGUGGUCGUACUUCGAGAAGGACCAGUCGGGCAACUCGGUCUGCAAGUUCUGCGACCGCGUGAUCAAAGGCCACCACUCGUCGAACCUCUUGUCGCACCUGCGCACUGCGGGACGGACGGACGCCACGCACCAACAGGCGAACAACGUGUGCGAAGAGCACCGCGAGACGAAGCGCCACUUCAAGCGGCAGAAGAUCGGCCUCCAGGCUGGCCAGGCCUGCGCCGAGUUCGUGAGCGCGGCGAUGUACUCGUCGCCCGGGGCGUCGCAAGCGCUGGCGGCGGCUGUUGCGGCGGCCGCAGCGGCGGGUGGCGGAAGCUCGCCCAGUGUGCUCACCGCAGCGCUGAAGCGCGACCCGUCGUCGGGUUUCUACGCGUACUCGUCGCCAGGGACAGCACUGGGGACAGCACUGGCGAAGGAGCAGAAAGAGACGCUGGCUGCUGGCACCAGUUUCUACCACCCGAUGCCGCCGGUGCAGGUGCCUGCCGAGCAGCUGACGCAGGACUUGAGUCUCAUGGCGCUGAUGGACAAUUUGCCGCUGGGUUUUGCAGCGAAGCCAGGCAUGCGGUACGUGAUGAACCAGCUGUAUGGCGAGAAGAAGCUCGUGCUGCCGACGGAAGACGUGCUGGCCAAGAGCAUCUUGUUGCUGCACGAGAGUGUGUUUGGGACGACAAGGGUGAUGGUGGCGAGGGCCAAGAGUGUCGGCGUAUCGCUCGAGGUGUGGCGGCACCCGGCGUUGACGAAGCCCAAGCCGACGCAGUAUUUGGCAAUCAAAGUGCACUUUAGUGUGAACUUUCGACUGUUUGAUAUUGCCGUGGGCGCUGUGUCGUUGGACGAAGUGGCUGGACUGGAGACGAUCAAGAGCACACUUGACUCGUACCUCGAACGGCUUGGCAUCAAAGACAAGGUCAUUGCUGUUGUCAUUGAUGAGCUUCCGACAAAGGUCGCACUUGCGGCAUCGGACCUCCCGUCGCACUUUAUGCCUAUCAACUUUGACGGUCGGCUCGUUUCGCCCGAUGCAGCACAGGGCACGCUUCUCGUCACUUCGGCAGUGCAGCACCUGCGUGUCUGCUUGACUUUUGACCUAUUCGCCCGGUCAUUUCCGAACGUCGUGAGUCAGAUCGAAGAGUUCGUGACUCGGCUCGCAGAGAACGAAGGGGCGACGCUUUGUUUGUACCGCAAGUGCCCGCUGUACGACGUCGAGCUGUUCAGCAGAGGGCACGGGGCAGCAGAGUCUUACUAUGGGUUCCUUCGCAAAUUGUUCGAGCACUUGCCUGCGCUGGAACAGAUCGCCGAGGCUAACUUAGUAGCGUUCCUCCCUGCAUCAACGGUGGAAUCCAUCGGCUUGUUAGUGAAGAAACUGCGGCCAUUUUUGAGGUACUCGGAGGCCCUAGAGGGAGAAAAGAACAAGAAAACGGGCAGCGACAAGGAGGUCAACAAGAAUGGCAUUUCAAGCAUCUCAACCAUCGCCGCUGCUUUGGUGGCGUAUGCGGAGAAACAAGCGCAUCUGGCAGUCACGGGUGUGCCUGUGCAUCUAGAACCAGCCACAUGGAAGCGUUUUUUCGAGACGCUCGCAAGGAAGUUGCGCGAUCAGUUUGCAACGCUUCCACCAGUCUGCUACGCAGCGACGUUGUUCGACCCACGAUACAAAAAUCGCGAAUACUGCUACCUGUCGCCCAAGGUGGAGUGCGGACUUGGCAAGGACUUUCUUCGUCAGACAUUCACACCUGAAGGCAACUCAAUGCAGACAUCGAACGUCUCAGAUUCCGCGGGGCUAUCAGACUCAGGUGCAGACUCCGUGGCUAGACUGGCAUCGUCUUCCUAUGCAGAGCUGACGAAGGAACCGGCUGGGCUAGUGCACAGCGACGUGGGACUUGCUGACGACGAAGAUGAUGACCUGCUUUCGCACCUGCCGUCUGAGACAUCGCACUCAUCUCUUCGAGGUGAGAAUGAGACGGUUGCGAUGUGGGAAAAAGAGCUGAGCGCGUUCUUGAGCCUGCCGGUUUCGGAGCGCAAUGUGGAUCCGUUGGCCUGGUGGAAGAUGAACCAGCUCCGUUUCCCGCUGAUUGCACCUUAUGCCGAAAUGGUGUUGUCGCUGCCCGCAGCAUCUUCGAGCGGCGAGACUGUCCGAACGCAAGUGCAUAGUGUGCUUCUGCGCACAGAAGGGCCUAGUCGCGAGGCAUCGCUGGCCGAUAACCCGGCCAUGAUAGACGCCUUUUUGUGCUUCCAGAAAAACAAAGAGUGCGCAGUCGAGUGGGUUCGGUCAGGGUCGAGCGCCAACGGUAUUGCAGAGGCAGCAGGACUCAGUGUCGAUCCGGAAGCGAGUUCUGGGAGUUUCAAGCACAUCGAGAACGUGUGA
Messenger RNA from Hyaloperonospora brassicae, 2463 nucleotides. NCBI's taxonomy places the organism in Eukaryota, Oomycota, Peronosporomycetes, Peronosporales, Peronosporaceae. The record is from the annotation of a GenBank genome assembly.